Messenger RNA from Corylus avellana, 750 nucleotides. RefSeq lists its product as uncharacterized. The record is from RefSeq and is a predicted model, not a curated record. Lineage: Eukaryota; Viridiplantae; Streptophyta; Magnoliopsida; Fagales; Betulaceae.
UAGAAAGAAAACUCCAUGACACCUAAGGCUUGAAGUUGGCCAAGAAACCUUGUACUGAAACGUAGAAUUUAAGUAAGAAUUAUAUGACAGCCGAUGUUUCCUUGACAUCUGAUAUUUCUCUUAUAUUCUAAUUUGAGGGCAGGAUUGAUAACUGUUUCGUAGCUUUGCCAAUUGCCACGUAUGAUUAUGGUUGCUUCACCCUUCCUACUACCUCCCAAUAGGAGAAGGGACUUAUUCCUUCAAAGCAUUUUCUUCACCAUUCAUCAACUCCUCCUUCCAGCUUUUUAAUUCACAGCCAUGGAGGACCUGAACAUGCUCGCCGCAGACUGUGUUGUCGUGUCGUGUUGCUGCCAAUGCUUGAUCCUACAGAUUGUCAUCUUCGUCUUGCUCAAGCUUCCUUCCAAACUGAUUCGUAAGACGAGAGAAUAUGCUAGGAAGAAGCUGCGACAAAGAAAGGAGGUGGUGGGUGGGAGGAUAACAGGAGGAAGGGAAAUGGGAAAAUACAAAGAUGGUUUUUUUGUAGGGUCUCUUGGCAUUCAAGUUGAGAGGUUGGGCAUGGAUGGAGGCCACCACCAUGGUUGCAUGGAAGAAGUUGAGAAGGUGUUAGAGGAGCUGUCUCAGAAGGGGGAGUUUGCAUUUGGAAGCUUCUGGGGUAGGAAAGGAUCAGGGAGCUUCACAAGUUGUGAAUUUGAUGAUAUUAAUGUAGAAUAUCAAAUAAUUGAAAUGAUUGGCUCUUUCUCUUAUACAUAG